Messenger RNA from Python bivittatus (Burmese python), 4109 nucleotides. RefSeq names its product arrestin beta 1 (gene ARRB1). Gene Ontology annotation, molecular function: G protein-coupled receptor binding. Gene Ontology annotation, cellular component: cytoplasm. Gene Ontology annotation, biological process: signal transduction; G protein-coupled receptor internalization. The record is from RefSeq and is a predicted model, not a curated record. Lineage: Eukaryota; Metazoa; Chordata; Lepidosauria; Squamata; Pythonidae.
GGAAGCAACUGGCAAACCUGGAUUUCCUCUGAGUUCCCUUUGAAGCUCAGGAAACCAUUGUAAUGCCCGUGUCCUGAAGGGGAGGACUUUUUUCUUCGUUUUAGUUUAGUUGUCUUUUUUUGGCUACCGCGCUUUUCUGCAGACGCAGGGAGGAAGGUGUGAUGCGCCAAACCAUCGCUCCAGUCCAGUUGCAAGUUUUCCGUGGUCCUCCCACGGCGCUCCAAAAGCUGGUGGCAGAAAGUUCACGGAGAAAUCCAAGCUCAGAUGAAAGGGAGGCAGAGGAUUUUGCGGGUGGGUCCUCCUCUGGGGCAAGUGGAUUACUCAGGAACACAGCGAUGGAAGAUUUAAAGCGAGUGUUCAAGAAAGCCAGCCCCAAUGGCAAGCUCACUGUUUACCUGGGAAAGAGAGACUUUGUCGACCACAUAGAUCUCGUCGAUCCAGUUGAUGGCGUCGUCUUGGUGGACCCAGAAUACUUAAAAGAGCGGAAAGUGUUCGUGACGCUAACAUGCGCUUUCCGCUACGGCCGCGAGGAUCUGGACGUCCUGGGCCUCACCUUCCGCAAAGACCUUUUCGUGUCCAACAUCCAGGCCUUCCCUCCGGUGGCCGAAGAGAAGAAGCCCUUGACGCGGCUGCAGGAACGGCUGGUGAAGAAGCUGGGGGAGCAUGCGUACCCCUUUACUUUUGAGAUUCCCCCCAACCUCCCCUGCUCUGUGACGCUGCAGCCUGGCCCCGAGGACACUGGAAAGGCUUGUGGGGUGGACUACGAGGUGAAAGCCUUCUGUGCCGAGACCCUGGAGGAGAAGAUUCACAAGAGGAACUCUGUGCGCCUGGUGAUCCGCAAGGUCCAGUAUGCGCCCGAACGACCCGGCCCGCAGCCCAUGGCUGAGACCACCCGUCAAUUCCUAAUGUCCGAUAAGCCCCUCCAUUUAGAAGCAUCGCUGGAUAAAGAGAUCUAUUAUCAUGGAGAACCCAUCAAUGUUAACGUCCACGUGACAAACAACACCAACAAGACGGUCAAGAAGAUCAAAAUCUCAGUUCGCCAGUACGCGGACAUCUGCCUCUUCAACACAGCGCAGUACAAGUGCCCGGUGGCGGUGGAGGAAGCCGACGAUGUGGUGGCCCCGAGCUCGACCUUCUGCAAGGUCUACACUUUGACCCCCUUCCUUGCCAACAACCGGGAAAAACGUGGACUCGCUCUGGAUGGGAAACUGAAGCACGAAGACACCAACCUGGCUUCCAGCACCCUGUUGAGAGACGGGGCCAACAAGGAGGUUUUGGGCAUUAUCGUCUCCUACAAGGUGAAAGUGAAGCUGGUGGUGUCUCGAGGAGGCUUGCUGGGAGACCUUGCCUCCAGCGACGUGGCCGUGGAGCUGCCAUUCACCCUGAUGCACCCCAAACCCAAGGAGGAGCCGCUGCACAGAGACGCUCCAGACAAUGAAGCUCCCAUUGACACAAACCUCAUAGAGCUUGACACAAAUGACGAUGACAUCGUUUUUGAAGACUUUGCCCGGCAGAGACUGAAAUGCAUGAAGGACGAGAAGGAGGAAGAGGAGGUGGACGGGACAAACUCGCCGCAGCUGAACGACAGAUAAACUGCUUGUCUCCCCGUGUUUCUCUCUCUCCACGUCUAACACCCGAGCACUAGAUUUCUCCUCUUUUGUAUAAGUUUUUGGAAGUUGCUUUCUUUUUAAAACGUUGACCGCCUGCGGGGAGAUCAGCCCUCCUGCAACGCUGGCCUGGGCUGGAGGUCAGCCUCAAGUCCCAAUUUUGGUGAUGGGCUCUAAGAAUUGAGCCGCAUCGAAGAGCCACGCUUAGGGCAUGUGUGGGUGUGCAUCUGUGUCUGUGUGUGUGCUGGGAGGGGGACGCUGUGUCAUGACUGUACUCCGCUUUCUGCUUUACCGGGGAGGAAGCAUAGGUUGAGAGCAAGCAUUCCUCCUCGUUACAAAACCCAAACUCGGGACCAAAUGCUAGGAGCGACAGGAGGCAAAUGAAAGAACUUCUUCACGCAUGGCCAGAAGAUGGCGAGAGGGCCAUUUGUGGGGGGGUUUGAAAGCCUCGUGAACGAGGAGAGGUCCCUUGGCAGUUCUUGAGCUUCAGAGGGGCAGAGGUGCUGCCAGAGGCUGCAAAAUGCAUGGGGGGGGGGAUUUGGACCAAGCCAGCAGCCACUCCUCCAGACAUGGCCAUCAUGUCUCCUUGCCAAAAUAAGGAGUGACGGCUGGCAGUUCCAGGUCUUCAGCACUUUUUACCCAUCCUGGCUUUCAGAGCUUAGGGGUCACUUGGCUAGCUUGAGACACACUGGGUUCCCCUUGCUCGGGUCAAGCUUUAAUGCCAGCCUACGCUCCAGGGCUACAAAAGCCGAGCCAACUCCUAUCGCCAAAGCCACGGUUCAGCCUCUGAGCCUUCCUGCGCUCCUCCAGGACUGGCUAAUCCUGGAGGUGGCUCACCUCCCCUUCCACAGCCUCCCUCUUCGCCAUCUGCUGCCCCAGGACCGAGUGCCACGUUCCUGGCCAACUGGCACCAUGCUGUAACCUCUUCUCCAGCAGACCUGACUUCCUGGCUGGCAGGUUCAUGCGACACUCUUAUUUUCUGGGUUUGCACAGGACCCAGGAUCCAGCUGACUCACAAGGAGGAUUCUCACAACCUGCUAAGCACAAAACACCAGCCAAGUUUCCCCCUUCCUUUCUCCUCUAAAAAUGCCAGAAAUUUGGGCCCUGCUCUUCCUGGCUGUGUCUCCAGGAGGUUAUGUCACAACACCAUUUUCCCAUCUCUGAAAAAGGACAGGGUUUCGGUUGCACAGACCUGGUGUCGUCCCCCCCCCCCCCAUGGACUCUCUUCUUGGCAGAACGAUGUCAUUUUCCUCAUUUUGAACGUUGAGCUUGGAUGGGUCUCCUGGGAUGCUGCUGAACCAAAAUGCGAUUUGCAUCUUUGGGGAUUAGCAUCCUGUGUGAAAUCAUCAAUGGGGUUGGUAAACCAGAGUUUAUCCUCUGAAUCCAGUUAGUUGUGGUUUGUUCAGUGAACCGUAGUUACUAAGGGUUGGUGUGUGGCUUGGACACUGCCUGCGACUUGAAAAAAGGUUUGGACAGAAAUAACACAUUAAAACGGUCAUUGGCCCACCUGCCCACCUGGUUCAGCCGCGCCCUCUAAAAGCUGAUGGGUCCCAGCCCAGGCUAGGGGUCUGAAGACUUCACCCGAGCCCCAGAUGGGGGGGCAGCGUCCCCACAGCCUCCCCCAGAGUUGAUGAUGAUGGAUGAGUGUUGGCCUGUCUUCACCCCAUCGUGGUGUGUGACCCUGGGGUCCUCGCAAUGUGCCCUUCCAGACUGGGGGAACAUUUGGGGCUCCCCACUGCCCCCCACACUGAGAUCAGGGCAGGGAUCAAGUGCAGUCAUGGCCGCCCCGCUCUCGGCAGCAUCCGCGCGCCUGCCGGCCCUGCGCUACGUCUAGCUAGUCCAGCUGCGUGGUCCAUUUGCUAAUGUGGUCCCUUCGUCCUGUUCUUAGCUUGGCUUCCGUCCCUGUUCUGUAAUGGUUUCUGUGGUUUUGUCAAAUAAAUUAUUCUAGUUUAUUAAUCUGAGAAAAGUUCCCACCUCCCUUUGAUGGCGUCUGGUGUCAUUUUGCUCCUUGACCAGCCAGGAGUGCCCGGACAGCUCUGUGGCCAGUGGUCAAUUGUGCCACGCUUCCAGAUGAACCCGCAGACUGAAACGGGCAGGGAGGUUGUGGGUUCUGCCUCGGCUGCUUCACACCGCACACUUUCUCACGUCAGUUACCAAGGCAAACAAGGCUAAACCUGGUUAACUUCAAGCUUGGUUCCUUUUCCUCUUUUGAGUGUGCUGGAUCACUUCGUUUCCGGUUUAAUGCAUUGUGUGAAUGCAGAAAACAGAUUAAUUCGGUAACCGUGCGAGUCUAGCUGUUGUGCCCAUCGCAGGAGGAAGGGUGCAAUGGGCAAAGGGAUGGUAAUGUUCUGAAGACUUGCUGGUCCUCUCCUGGCUUGUGGGACACCUGCAUUUCUGGAGAUGGAGAUUGCUGGUCCAAUUAGUGUCAUUUUGGACCAUCUAAACAGUGGUACAAAUGAACUUAGUGGCUAACUAUGUCAUGUUUUAACCCUGGAUCCUACA